Messenger RNA from Micropterus dolomieu (smallmouth bass), 3204 nucleotides. It is a transcript of the gene ghrb, whose product is annotated as growth hormone receptor b. The transcript has 10 exons. Gene Ontology annotation, molecular function: protein binding. The record is from RefSeq and is a predicted model, not a curated record. NCBI's taxonomy places the organism in Eukaryota, Metazoa, Chordata, Actinopteri, Centrarchiformes, Centrarchidae. The coding region runs from base 318 to 2105 and encodes 595 amino acids.
CCAGUCAGGCAGGGUUUCUACAGACAGCGUUAAGUGCCUGUUACGAUCUCGGUUUAACAGUCCCGUUUGGUUUUUAGAGGGUGUCCUCGGUCUGUUUAGAGGGACUCUGGAGUUUUGUAUUAUUUCGCUGUUGUUGCUGUUUUAUCAAGGCCCGGUGAGACCUUUUGGACGGGGAGCAGACUGCUGUCCACUUCACCACAGCGGGUCACUGACAGGGGGCUGGAGCCAAUCCCAGCUGACAUCGGGCGAAAGGCGGGGUACACCCUGAACAGGUCGCCAGUCCAUUGCAGGGCCACAGCGCUGUCAACUGGACCACCAUGCCGCCCCACCUUAAAAAAAGUGGAAUAGAAAAUCUCAACACCAUGGCCGCCAGACUCUCCAUGCUCUUCUUCUUCCUUCACGUCUUCACUGCGUCAGCCUCUGAGCCAGUCCUCCUCCACAAAUACCCACACCUCACUGGCUGCGUCUCCACCAACAUGGAGACUUUCCGCUGCAGAUGGAAUGUCGGCACUUCCCAGAGCCUCUCCAAGCCUGGAGACUUACGAUUAUUCUACAUUAACCAAAAACCCCCCCAUGCCUCUCCUAAAGAGUGGAGUGAGUGUCCUCAGUACAGCACAGACAGGCCAAAUGAGUGCUUCUUCAAUGAGAACCACACAUCCAUAUGGACAUAUUACAGUGUCCAGCUCCGCUCGAGGGAUCAAGCCAUCCUCUAUGAUGAGAACCUCUUCCAUGUUCAAGACAUCGUUCAACCGGAUCCUCCAGUUGACCUGAACUGGACGCUGCUGAAUGUGAGUUUGACUGGCACUUACUAUGACAUCAUGCUGAGCUGGAAGCCUCCUCAGUCCGCAGAUGUGAAGAUGGGAUGGAUGACACUGCAGUAUGAGGUCCAAUACCGCGAUGCCAGCUCUGACAUGUUUGAAGCGGUCGACCUUGUGAAAAGCACACAUCGCUCGCUUUAUGGGCUUCAAACUAACAUCAAUCACGAGAUUCAGGUCCGGUGCAAAAUGCUUGGUGGGAAAGAGUUUGGAGAAUAUAGUGACUCGAUUUUCGUCCACAUCCCAUCUAAAGUGUCGAGAUUCCCGGUGGUGGCCUUGCUCGUCUUUGGUGCCUUGUGUUUAGUGGCCAUCCUGAUGUUAGUCGUCAUAUCGCAGCAGGAAAAGUUGAUGGUUAUUCUUUUGCCUCCUGUUCCUGGACCUAAAAUAAGAGGAAUUGACUCUGAACUACUCAAGAAGGGGAAGCUGAGGGAGUUGACGUCAAUCCUGGGAGGGCCCCCUGAUCUGAGGCCGGAGCUGUACAACAAUGACCCCUGGGUGGAAUUCAUCGACUUGGACAUUGAGGAGCAGAACGACAGACAGAAUGACCUGGACACAGACUGUCUCAUGCACCGCUCCCUGUCCUCCAACUGCACUCCCCUCUCCAUCGGCUUCAGAGAUGACGACUCGGGCCGGGCCAGCUGCUGCGACCCAGAUCUCCCCAGCGACCCGGAACCAUCACCUUUCCUUCCUCUCAUCCCAACUCAAACUCUCAGCAAGGAACCGUCAUUCCUCACAGCCUGUGAGCCAAGCUCCCCGGUCCAGAGUCCCACCAAUGGGGAGCCUCCUUUUGUAGCGCCAGGCAUAGGGGGAAUGUACACCCAGGUGAGUGAGGUGAUGUUGUCUGGCAAGGUUCUGCUGUCACCUGAAGAACAGACUGAGGUGGAGAAAAACACAAGCAAAGACACAGAGAAAGACAUAAUAGUAGAUAAGGAGAAAGAAAAGAAAGAGUUUCAGCUCCUGGUGGUGAAUACAGAUCAUGGGGGUUACACCUCCGAGCUUAACGCAGGAAAAAUUAGCCCAAGAUUGUCCACAGAAGACGUGAGUGAAACGCGCCAGACAGGACGAGACUUGUGUUCUUCGCCGUCACCGUUGCCUUACCACGAAUUGGAUUCCACCCCCACGUCCCCUCCCCCUGCUCCAAUGUACACCGUGGUAGAGGGUGUUGACGGGCAGAACAGCCUCUUACUGACACAAAACUCAUCACCUGCUCCCCAGCUGAUAAUCCCAAAGACCAUGCCGACACCAGGCGGCUACUUGACCCCUGACCUUUUGAGAAGCAUCACACCUUAGAUCAGCGGUGAACGGUGCAAAGAUAAGACGAUUAUGUAUACUAUAUAUGACUUAGUCAAAGGCAGAGAUAAGAUUGGGAGCAGUCUUGGAGAUUGUGGGUCAUGAGGUUGAGUGUUGAGUGUCAGCUCUCCUAAAAUAGUUGAAGGGGUGUUGGGGCCUGUUCUGCCACCACCUCUACCUCGUCCCGCUACUCCCUCUGACAGGGCUGUAAAGUCAGCAUGGUAGGAAGUUUGGUAUGAGGGGAAAAGAGCAGAUGUACAAAACCACUUAUUAAAUAAGUAACUGUGUUAAAGCUGCAUUGAUAAUUUUUUGGCCUCAAGAGGACAGAAAACAACACAAGCUGACAGACACACAGCCCUAGUGAAUUAAUAAGACAGCUAACUAGUUGCCUAUUUAGACAACCAGCUGACAAUUAGAAACACUAGCUAUCAUUCAUUUAGAGUCAUGUUUCUGUCCGCCACUUUCUUCACUAGCCCGUCGCCCAUUUUGUCUGCUGUUUUGUGCUAGGAGCGAAAAGCUGCUAAAAAGCUUUGCAGAGCUGCAGAGUUGGUGGUAAUGGUUUGUAUAGGUAGUCAUUUCAUUCAGUGUAAAUAUGUAAAUAUGGACUAAUGCAGCUUUAAAUAAGAAAACAUUUAAUGUAAUGUAAUUUUACAAACAUUUGCAGGGUACAUAUCAAAAGCUGCCUUUUUAAUAAAAUCAGUGUUUACUGUUGCCACAGUAAAAUGAUGUUACUUAACCACUGCUUUUUAAAUACAGCCUUAUUGGGGUAUCACCUUGUUACCAACACAUGAACUACCAAACAAGUAAAAUAAAGCAAGAGCUUUAUGUAAAAGGAUCAGCUGUAGCAUACAAUAUUAGAUGCUUAUACUUUGAUGCCAUUAUGUUCUAAACUGGGAAAUGUUUUCAGAACUGGCAUAAAUCAUUUGGUUUGUCAGUGUUAUGCUCAGUCAGUAUUUGUUUUUGAAUGCAUGGACUGUAGCCUAAACGUUUUUUUUAUUUUUCAUAUGGUUUUUGAUUAAAAACACAUAUGAUGCUGGGGUAAAUCAUCAGUUAUUGCAUUUAACUGUUCAAAUUGUUGCAAAUAAAGUACGUUCAUACC